AUGAUCACCCUCACUCCCCUGAGCUCUUCGGCCACUUCAUCCUCCACCUCCGAACCAUUAUGCUACCUCCUCGAGGUGGAUGACGCCCGUAUACUGCUGGACAUGGGUCAGAGUGACUACACUGCUGCCUCCUCACACUCUUCAUACGAAUACGAGAACAAAGUCCGCGAACUCGCUCCCACCCUCUCGCUCGUACUCUUGUCUCACUCUCAAACCCGAUACCUCUCACUGUAUCCGUUUGCUAGGGCCAGAUGGGGUCUUCAAUGUCCAGUAUAUGCUACUCAACCCACCGUCGAGAUGGGUCGCGUGGUUUGUCUUUCCGAGGUGUAUUCUUGGCGCUCCGAACAUGCUGUGGACGACACAUCGGAUCAUUCCGCAAACCACUCGUCAGGUGGAUCCCCGGAUAAAGGGAAACAACCACUCAGAGGACCGUUCGUACCCACCGUGGAAGAGGUGCAUGAGGCGUUUGACUGGAUCAAAGCUGUCCGUUACAAUCAACCACUCCAUCUCGAUGGCGGUCUGUCACAUCUGUUGCUCACUCCGUUUCGGAGUGGACACACGCUAGGAGGGACUCUGUUCAAGAUCCGUUCACCCACCAGUGGGACAGUGCUCUACGCUGUUGGAAUGAAUCACACAGGUGAAAGACAUCUGGAUGGUAUGGUCAGCGGGCAAGGAGGUCCUUCAGGUUAUGAAGAAGGAGUUCUUAGACCUGACUUGCUCAUUGUGGAAGGUAGCAGAGCCACUGUUGUCAAUCCAAAACGUCGAGAGAGAGAAACAGCUUUGAUAGAUGUUGUCUCGUCCACACUUGAAGCUUCCAGAUCUGUAUUGAUGCCCGUCGACCCGUCCCCUCGGCUACUAGAGCUUUUGAUACUGUUCGAUCAACAUUGGACUUUCAAGCAGAUUCCCCCUGAAAAGAGAAACCAUCUCUACGUUCCUAAAGAAGAAGCCGAACGACAGUGGCCGUACCCUCUCUGUCUUGUCAGUCGGACGGGGCAUGACAUGGCUUCCUUUGCUCGAAGUCUGAUAGAAUGGAUGGGCGGGAUCGUUAGAGAGGCAGGUGGAGAGGAAGUCGUCGAUGAUCUUCCAACUGGAGGCAAAAAAGGGAGAAGAAAGCCCAUCGGUUUGGGAAACUCAGAGUAUGGACUGCUUGACUUCAGACAUGUCCGUUUCUUUGCCUCGCCUAUGGAUUUACUGCAAGGACUCGGACUGAACAGACCGAAGCUGGUCUUGGCCAUUCCGCCCGCUAUGAAUCAUGGUCCGAGUCGAUGGCUCUUCACAGCGAUGGGCAGCGUGGAGGGAAAUGUGAUACUGCUGACUUCCACGGGACAGGAUCAGUCUCUGGCGCGGGACUUGUAUAACGAGUGGGAAAAAAGCCAACCUUCUGGGUGUAAAUGGGGUGAAGGGAAGAUUGGGAAAUUGCAUCGUCUAGAUGGAAGCAUGACAGUAGAGCUCAACUCGAAAGUCCCAUUGAUUGGUGCCGAACUUGAAGCCCAUGUAGAAGCUGAGCGUCUGGAGAAAGAGCGUGAAGCGGCACAUCAGGCGGCUCUCAACCGAUCCGAGCGUAUGCUCGAAGCCGACGAUCUGGAAUCUGACUCCGAUUCUGAUACCGAAUCUUUAGACGCUGCAACCGGAGGACUGGUUCGAAAUCGCGCUGAAGGCGCUAAUGCCUAUGCUGGGGAUGGUGAAGAUGUGCGGACCAUGUCGUUUGAUAUUUUCGUCAAGGGUCAGCAAAUGCGGACUGGGAGAGGAACAGAAGGUGGUAUGGCACGUUUCCGAAUGUUCCCUUUUCUGGAAAGAAGAGGAAGGAAGAUUGAUGAUUAUGGUGAAGGUUUGGAUAUUGGACAAUGGGUGCGAAAAGGCAAAGAGAUUGAGGAAGAGGGAGAGACAGAGGAAGUGAGAGAGGCGAAGAGAAGGAAAGAGAUGGACGAGGAGAAACACCAAGACGCACCUGAACCUCCCUCGAAAUACGUCACCGAGAUCAAGACGGUAGAGCUCCACGCCUAUGUUUUCUUUGUCGAUAUGGACGGUCAAUUAGAUGGACAAGCUCUCAAAACUGUAAUAACAGAUCUUCAACCUCGAAAAAUCAUAAUUGUUCGAUCCACACCACAAGCCACAGAAAAUCUUCUCGACUACUUCCGUUCAGCUUCACUUAUCACACAUGACAUUCAUAUUCCCGCACUCUAUCAGACUUUAAGAAUAGGUGAACACGUGCAAUCAUAUUCGCUCAUAUUAGGAGAUAGCAUCUCCGCUUCUCUCGCUGGAAAAUGGUCCAAGUUCGAAGGAUUUGAAAUCACCAUGGUAGAUGGCAAGAUUGCUUUUUCUGCAGGAUCUACAGUCCCACAUCUCGAAACUUCAAAUGCAGUAAUCGAACCUGCUCCGAAACUAGAAAUCGAUCCUUCGAAAGAUGACAACACGACCCUCCCAGACUCAACCCAGGAAGUUCAACCUGUAACCGGGCAAGAAUUAAGUGAGGAUAUCGAAAUGACGGUCAAAGCUGAACCUAUCGAUCCAACACCACAAGAAAUCACUCAGAAACCCACUAGAAAUGUGCAAACUGCAGUACCGCUCCCUACUAGUUUAUUUGUGGGGGAUCUCCGAUUAGCUGUCUUGAAGAACAAAUUGGCAUCAUUGAACAUACCUGCAGAAUUCGCAGGUGAAGGUGUGUUGGUUUGUGGACCUGGGGUAAGUACUCCUGAGACGGCGAAAGCGGGGAGUUUGGUGGCUGUGAGGAAAGUGGGCACUGGGGAGAUCGUGUUGGAAGGAACGGUCGGGAAGGUUUAUUUCGAUGUGCGCAAAGCUCUUUAUGGGAGUUUUGCCAUGGUCGCUGCGGCGUAA
Tremella mesenterica DSM 1558 is the source of this 2835-nucleotide messenger RNA. RefSeq lists its product as uncharacterized. Gene Ontology annotation, cellular component: mRNA cleavage and polyadenylation specificity factor complex. Gene Ontology annotation, biological process: mRNA 3'-end processing by stem-loop binding and cleavage. The record is from RefSeq and is a predicted model, not a curated record. Lineage: Eukaryota; Fungi; Basidiomycota; Tremellomycetes; Tremellales; Tremellaceae. The coding region runs from base 1 to 2835 and encodes 944 amino acids. Gene Ontology annotation, molecular function: RNA binding. The transcript is spliced from 9 exons.